AUGUCGGCCCCCUUGUGGCUGCAGUUUACCGGUCAACAACCGAAGCGCAAACGGGCAGAGCUAGCUUGCAUUGCAUGUCACAGCAAGAAAAUCAGAUGUGACCUUCAAACGCGAGGGGGCCAGGGGUACAACAAUUGUACCAAGUGUGCGACUGCUGGUAAAGACUGCCGAACCAGACCAUCUCGACGAGGUCGAUCAUCAAGGCUCUCUCCUCCGCCGUUAACACCACCAGACAGCAAUGCUAGUGACCACACCAAGGCAGGGCGGAAGAAUCAAGCCCCUGGUUCGAAUAAAGCACCAUCAAACCCUGCCGAAGAUCUGGAUGCUCAUAGCAACAGCCACAAUAACAUCACCUUGGGUGAAAAUAACGACCUAAUUGGCUUUUCCCCAAACAUACAACCGGAUCCAAUCCUAUCAACAUCAUUACAAAAUAAGCACACGGCAGGAGAAAAUGUGGUCGAAUGGAAUUUGAUGAACAAUACAUCGCCAGCUGAAAUCACUGGAGAAAGGACCACCCGGCCGCUACAUGGAACCAUCCCCAAUGAUUCACCUGCCACCCAAGCCACCCAACGAACAGAGGAUCAUUCAGAGCACAAUGACAGUUAUCCUGUCGGCCAUGUCUUUCUUCCAGAGCUUCAGACCAACGCAAGAGAUCAAGAACGCCAGAUAGCCGAAAGACUCGCCGUAAUACCGACUCUACCUGAUCCUAAUCUGCAACAGUCCUUUGCAGAGACAUAUUUUGAGUACUGUUAUCCGUGGUGCCCGGUCUUAGAUCGAGAUAGUCUAAGCGAGGACUUGAUGCAAUCUCCUCUGCUGAUCAACGCAUUGGCUGUGGUCGGAAGUCAUGUCAACCCACCCAUAAUCCCACACGAUGGGCCAGCCACAUAUUAUGAUAGAGCCCGUACUCGGUUCUACAAUGACGAGGAGGCAGAUGUGAUGACAUCUCUGAAAGCUAUUUCGCUAUUUUAUUGGUGGAGUCCUCGACCACCGACGAUUCUUCAUCGACACUCAUCCUGGUGGUGGACAUCAGUGGUGAUCAGGCAUUGUCAGCAACUCGGGAUUCAUCGCGAACCUCCCCUUGAUCAUCCUCUCCGACAGCAGGUAGAUUUAAGCAUGCGACGUCGCAUUUGGUGGACGGCAUUUGCCCGCGAACGUCUGACUGCCUUGUGCCAGAGCAAGCCGUGCGUCAUUGAUCCGGAGGACUGCUCACUCUCUGAGCCAACACUCGAAGACUUUCCUAAUCCAUUGUCAAAAGAAGACGGUGAGAUAUUCAUUUACUGGGUACGGCUAUGCGCCAUUAUUGGCAAGGUCGCGAAGUAUAUGGGGCGAACUUGCGACUCGGCUUCUUCCACCUUCCCAGCACACCUAGCGCGCGAGCUCAUAAACUGGGUACAAUCGUUGCCACAGCAUCUACAAUUACCAAUCGAUUCCGAUAGUACAAAAUCAUUCAAUAGGAACAUUCACCAGCUUCAUCUACCAUAUCUUGCUGUCAUCAUCGUCAUCCAUCUCAAACGGUCUUCCUCAUCACAGCCUCUGCCCCAGGCCUAUCCUCCAGCGAUACUGGCGGCAACGUGUAUGGCUCGUGUGAUGAGAGAUAUACUCUCGCGUGGUGGAACCAGAUUCCUCAUGGCCAUCACCGGCUGGUAUUGUGGAACGGCAUUUAUUGCCCUCCUACAAGCGCUGCGUAUAGAAGAUUUGUGCAAGGGCGCCAAUGAGGACCUCGACGUCCUCACCUUAGCCGUGGAUCAAUUGCGCAGAAUGUGGCCGACAGCGGGUGUUUUUUACUCAGGAUUUUCUCGACUACGACCAAGUACAGUCGUUCCGGACAUAGACUCUCAAAGAGGGCCUGGUCCCGAGCUAGGAGUGGGCGAUGGGUCCGGGUAUAUGGCGAUGGCGGACGGCAUUGAUUGGACUGCUUAUUUUCCAUUUGCGACGCCACAGACAAGUGUGGUUGCCAGUCGGCUGUUGAUCCCGCAUAAUGAGGAGCUGUAUUUUGACGAUGAUGUUUUUGCGGACACGAUGUUACAGUUCCAGGACUUGUUUGAGCCUUGUGAUACCCUGUCCGAUGCUAAUCUAUUUGCAUACUAA
Messenger RNA from Penicillium cataractarum, 2088 nucleotides. RefSeq lists its product as uncharacterized. The transcript has 3 exons. Gene Ontology annotation, biological process: regulation of DNA-templated transcription; DNA-templated transcription. Bases 1 to 2088 code for a protein of 695 amino acids. The record is from RefSeq and is a predicted model, not a curated record. NCBI's taxonomy places the organism in Eukaryota, Fungi, Ascomycota, Eurotiomycetes, Eurotiales, Aspergillaceae. Gene Ontology annotation, molecular function: zinc ion binding; DNA binding; DNA-binding transcription factor activity, RNA polymerase II-specific.